GCUGUUUUAUGUUAAUCUGCAUGUUAAAAUGAGCAGAUAGGGAAUUGCUAAAUUCACCAACCUGUUAUCUCCCACGUCUAGUCCUUUUAAGUAUAUGUGUUGCUUAAAUAAAGAUGUAGCUAUGCAGAGUGGAUAUGUCCAAAUGUAUAGUUUUUUUAUGCCUGUGUAUAUAUAGCAUUUAAAAUUUUUCUUUCCAUCAGCAAGAGCCAUUGGAGAAUACUUGGAAAUUAUAGAAAAGCAGAAAGAAGAAAGCCAGAGAGAACUAGCAUUAACACUCUGAAUUUAUGUCUAGUCAUUUUAAUCUACAUGUUAUAUCUCUUUAAAUGGGCAUAAUUUCAUUGUAACUGUCUAGAACUUUCUGCUACUGAAAAGUGUGGUCCAUAGAUCAGCAGCAUCGACAUCUCUUGGGAGCUCGUUAGAAAUGCAGAAUCUUGAACUCUACCCCAGCCAUACUGAAUCAUAAUUUGUAUUGAAUGAUAUUACAUAUACAUUCAUGUUUGGAAGCACUGUUGCAGAACACGGUGUAUCCAGGGCCGCAGAUGAGGUAGAUAAGACCUAAAGGCCAAGACCUGCACUCUCCCUUCUUCUCCAUUUCCCCUCUAUCAUUCCUUCCUAAAAUAAUUUUCCUCAGCAUGUGAUAAAGAUAAAAAUGAGGUGAAAUUUUUUUUGGCAAGGCAUAGCAACCCUGUUGAGAAACUCAACUGUCUCACGUGUAAACCUUUCAUUGAGUGAACAUUCAUUAAGUACCUACUGUGUUCCAGCACACAUGUGGCAGUCACGGACCCUGCAGUUAAGGCUUGAAUAUGCUGCAGUGGAUGCACAGAGGGCGAGGAGGAGGGAGUGGUUGGUUCUGGAGGGAUGGGAGCUGGAAGUCAGAAAGAAAAAUGGUCUCUGAGUUGAGUCUUUAAAUAUAAAUCAAUGAACAUGAAUUAUAAGUAUUGCUAGGCUCUGGAGAGAGCACAGAGUUGGAUAAAAUGAAUCCCUUCCUUAAGGAUCAUAUGCUUCAUUUAAGGACAGGGGACAGUGUUUUAAACUAUAACUAACAAUAUGAAGCACCUAGGUUUUAGGGUAGAACCAGAAGACCAGAGUCUGAAUAUCAGCUUUACAGCGCUGUGACCUUGGACAAAUUAUUUCACAUAUAUUUGGGCUGCCUGACCUCACUGAGUGAUUGCUAUUAAUUAACAGACUUUGCGGGAAGAGGGGAGCUUGCCUUCUGAGCUUUGUACCAAAGACCUGGGAAAACCAACCAUCUCAGUCUUUCCUGAGUACUUGGAAACUGCGAGGCCCCUGCUAAUGUGCUGACUGGUCGCUAUGGGCAGACAGUACCCGGAGGCUCACUGUCAUCCAGGCGGCUCAUAUUUCAGAUUAUAACCGAUUUCCUGCGCCAGCUUGGACGUCCAGUGAUCCAUGUCAGAAGUACUUCCAGCUGACUCAGGUGUAGACACUUUGGCAGUGUUUAUGGCCAGCAGCGGAACCACAGACGUUGCGAAUCGGAACAGCCCAGCCACACCGCCAAAUACCCUUAAUCUCCGUUCCUCCCACAAUGAACUGUUGAACGCUGAAAUAAAACACACAGAAACCAAGAACAGCACACCCCCCAAAUGCAGGAAAAAAUAUGCACUAACUGACAUCCAGACAGCCAUGGGCCUCUCAGAUCCAGCUGCACAGCCCCUGCUGGGAAAUGGCUCUGCCAACAUCAAGCUGGUGAAAAAUGGGGAGAACCAGCUCCGGAAGGCUGCAGAACAAGGGCAACAGGACCCCAACAAAAAUGUCAGCCCCACUGCAGUCAUCAACAUAACUUCUGAGAAGUUAGAGGGUAAAGAGCCCCACCCACAGGAUUCCUCGGGCUGUGAAAUCUUACCCUCCCAACCCAGGAGAACCAAGAGCUUCCUAAAUUACUAUGCAGACCUGGAAACCUCAACCAGAGAACUCGAGCAGAACUUGGGCAACCAGCAUAGGGUUGUGGAAGAGAAGUCCCAGCCGGCCCAGGAUCAGGCCUCCACCAUCGUUGGGAAUGGCGAUUUGCUGCUGCAGAAACCAAACAGACCCCAGUUCAGCCCUGAAGAUGGCCAAAUAGCCACAGUGUCAUCCAGCCCGGAGACCAAGAAGGAUCAUCCUAAAACGGGGGCCAAAACUGAUUGUGCGCUGCACCGGAUCCAGAACCUGGCACCAAGCGAUGAGGAGUCCAGCUGGACAACACUGUCCCAAGAUAGCGCCUCACCCAGCUCCCCGGACGAAACAGCAGAUAUAUGGAAUGAUCACUCAUUUCAGACCGAUCCAGAUUUGCCACCUGGCUGGAAAAGAAUCAACGACAUCGCUGGGACCUAUUAUUGGCACAUACCAACUGGAACGACUCAGUGGGAACGCCCUGUCUCCAUCCCAACAGAUCUUCAGGGUUCUAGGAAAGGGUCAUUUAGUUCUGUAACGCCGUCUCCCACCCCAGAGAACGAGAAACAGCCAUGGAGUGAUUUUGCUGUUCUGAAUGGGGGAAAGAUUAAUAGUGACAUUUGGAAGGAUUUGCAUGCCGCCACAGUUAACCCGGACCCCAGCUUAAAAGAGUUUGAAGGAGCAACACUACGUUACGCAUCUUUGAAACUCAGAAAUGCUCCACAUGCUGAUGAUGACGAUUCUUGUAGUAUCAACAGUGACCCAGAAGCCAAGUGUUUUGCCGUGCGCUCUCUGGGCUGGGUGGAAAUGGCAGAGGAGGACCUUGCCCCUGGUAAAAGUAGUGUGGCAGUCAACAACUGCAUCAGGCAGCUUUCUUACUGCAAAAAUGACAUCCGAGAUACAGUCGGCAUCUGGGGAGAGGGGAAGGACAUGUACCUGAUCCUGGAGAAUGACAUGCUCAGCCUGGUGGACCCCAUGGACCGCACUGUCCUCCACUCGCAGCCCAUCGUGAGCAUCCGCGUGUGGGGCGUGGGCCGAGACAACGGCCGAGAUUUUGCUUAUGUAGCAAGAGACAAAGAUACAAGAAUUUUGAAAUGUCAUGUAUUUCGAUGUGACACACCAGCAAAAGCCAUCGCCACAAGUCUCCACGAAAUCUGUUCCAAGAUUAUGGCCGAACGGAAGAAUGCCAAAGCCCUGGCUUGCAGUUCCUUACAGGAAAGAACCAACGUGAAUCUCGACGUGCCCUUGCAAGUAGAUUUUCCAACACCAAAGACUGAGCUGGUCCAGAAGUUCCAUGUGCAGUACCUGGGCAUGUUACCUGUAGACAAACCAGUCGGAAUGGAUACCCUGAACAGUGCCAUAGAAAGUCUCAUGACCUCAUCCAACAAGGAGGACUGGCCAUCAGUGAAUAUGAAUGUGGCCGAUGCUACUGUGACUGUCAUCAGUGAAAAGAAUGAAGAGGAAAUCUUAGUGGAGUGUCGUGUGCGAUUCUUGUCCUUCAUGGGUGUUGGGAAGGAUGUCCACACGUUUGCCUUCAUCAUGGACACUGGGAACCAGCACUUUGAGUGCCACGUUUUCUGGUGCGAGCCAAAUGCCGGUAACGUGUCCGAGGCAGUGCAGGCUGCGUGCAUGUUACGAUACCAGAAGUGCUUGGUAGCCAGGCCGCCUUCACAGAAAGUUCGACCACCUCCUCCGCCAGCAGACUCAGUGACCAGAAGAGUCACAACCAAUGUAAAACGAGGGGUCUUAUCCCUCAUUGACACUUUGAAACAGAAACGCCCUGUCACAGAAACGCCCUAGCUGCAUAUGUUAAAGGAGUCUCUAAUAGUUACCUGAAGAUUGAACAGCUACACUAAAGAAGAUGAACUGAUGUCUGGCCUUCCAUUCAGUUGCUGAUGCUUUGUCUUCAGAGAAUUUAUCCUUAACCAAACAGUGUUAGACAAGCAUGUUCUCAUGUCUUGCCACCAUCAUGUGAUAUGAAAAGAAGCAUGACUAAUUUUUUUUGCUGUCAGUAAGUUACAUCAUGAGCAGUGGAAGGUCUUUUUCUUAUUGUAAAUAUCGUGAACAUUGCUUAACUUCACACAUACACACGAAUGUGGCCACAUCCCUCCUAGUGAACUAAUCCUGAGUCCUUGGAGUGAAUGACGUCUGAGUUAGUGUCACUGUCUUCUUGACUGGAUCUGUCACAAGCAACUUUUAAGUCCUACAGCACUUUGCCCUGUUUUCAACAUUGGAGUAGACACUGCUUACCAGAUACCAUUGAAAUGCUGUAAAAAUAGGAUGAUGAGUUUUUGUUUUAGUUUUUCAUAAAAUUGAACCUUUUGGUUGACAACAUUGGCUGUAGGCAUCAGUACAGAAACCAACUGGCAGCUUUCCUUGACGAGCUCUUUGACACAUGGACACCAUUUCAUGUCUACAGCUGUUUGUGGGAUAUUGGGAAAAAGUGAAACUUCAAAAUUGAAAAACAAACUAAAUUUCAGAAAUCAAAAUCGAACAAAAAUAGCCUUUCUUUUCGGAUGGUUUUCAAACUGAUUAUUAAGAAAAAGAAAGAUGAACAAAAUCAUAAUGCAUUUCGGGUGGGACGUAUUUCAAACUACUGCCUUAUACCGUACAGUGCAGCUAGAGAAUUACACUUCACUAUGGCCAUUCUUUACAUAGACAACAUGACAAUGAAAUAUUCCUCAUACCUUUCACCCUCAGUUUGAUAAUUAGCCCGUAUGCAAUUUGGAGUUGAGGAAAUGUCAUGUGUAUUUUAGAUUUCCACCACCAUGUUGUUAGUCCACCUCCUAGGUACAUGUCUGCUAGGAUCCUGCAUCUAGCUCAGUCUUACCCUGAUGCUUUUUGCCCAGAAAGCUGUCUGUCCAUCAUGGAUAGUCCAUGGCAACAAAUUACAUUAAAUUGAACCUUUCUUGAAUUAAUGUAUUUAAUAUUAGAAUUUGUUGGAACUCUACUAGAUAUAUUUUUAAAUUUAUAUUUUUUCCAUUUUAUUUUCAAGAUUUAAAAAUUUCUUAUCAGAGCAAAAUAUACAUAGGAACAAUGGACUAUUUAACAAGGUUCCAAAAAAUAGCACUUUCCUGCUUCUCUCUCUAUAGAUAGGAAACUGAGCUGUAAAGAUUAUACAGGUUUAGGCUCUUGUUGACAUUGUUGUUUUAAAAGGAAUUUGCUAAGGAGAUCAAGCUAAACAUUAGUCUUGUUCCUUUUUAAUUGUCAAAAUUAACAUUUUAUAACAUCCAGCUAUAACAGUAAUGCUUUAUGUUUGUCCACCUUUUUUUUUUGAUGAGGAAGAUUACCUGAGCUAACAUAUGUUGCCAGUCCUCCUCUACUUUAUAUGUGGGAUGCCUGCCACAGCAUGGCUUAAUAAGUGGUGUGUAGGUCCGCGCCCGGGAUCUGAACCUGCAAAUCCCAUGCCGUCGAAGCAGAGCACGCGAACUUAACCACGACGCCACUGGGCCGGCCCCAUGUUUAUCCACUUUUAUGUACUUGUCAAAGUGGUUUCCACAUUCUUAUCACAUUUGAGCCUUAUAAGGUAGAGAAGGUACUAAACACAUUUGAGAAAUGAAAAUAUGAAGUACCAAGUGGCUCAGUCACCUAGCCUACAAUCUCAUGCAAGUUAGUGAGAAAACCAGGAUUAGGACCCACACUUUCCAACUCUAAGUUAUGCUUAUAAAUUAUGCUGCUUCCACACCAGUCAGGAAGAGUCUUUCCAAGAUUACUCCAGGCAUACCCAGAUGUUGUCAGGAAAUCUUAGAAUUCCUUGUAUAAGUAGGGAAAUUCGUCCAAGUUACUCACGCAGUGGUAUUAAUCAUAAAACCAUUGCUCUCUCAGUCCAGGACUGUUUUCCUGCAGUGUGCCUCAAAUGAGUUGUAGAGGAUAGGAUUCUCCAGGCAGUACAGCCUGUUCACCCCAUGAUAUUUUCCAGAGAUGCCUAACUCGUGAUGCUUUGCCCCCAGAGAACAUGAUAGAAUGACUAGGUGGCUUUCUCCCUCUGUCCCCUCUCAGAAUUCUGGAAUUAUUUCUUAGCGCCCUAGUGUUAUGAAAAAAGAUGACACUCUAGAAAUGAAUUAUAUUUCUCACCAGCCUAUAUACUAUUCUCUCUGAAGUAACCAUUACCAUCAGAAGAAAUUAUUGCAUUAAGAAAAUCCUUACUGUGCCCUUUGAAAGCUGUUCACAGUUCAAUCCUGAUGAUCAUUCAUCUUGAUCUCCACAGUGAAGUGUUGCAGUGUGGUAAACUUCAAAAUUCUGAACAAGUAAUCUACUUUUAUAUUGGAACUCUCUACCAGAACCCCCUGUUCAUUUUGUAAGGCAUACAUUUAUUUGUUUUCAGGAUCAAGAAUACUGAGCUAGCUUUAAGUAGCAAACUGAUUUAUAUAUGCAAUUAUAGGAUGCAUUAAGAUGAAUGAUAACCUUUACAUAUUGAAAACUUUACUGCAGAUAUUUUCUUUUGAAAAUAGCUUUGCAUACUAAAUGCAAUUAAUUUUUUAAAAUUAAUUAUGUUAAACAGUAUAUUCAGACACUUUCUGCCAUGGCCAAAAAGUACGUAUGAGAGUACGUGUGUAUUUUUCUGUGAAAGGAUGCCAGUGUUUUACCUGAUAAUGUAGUGAGACUUCAGUUAUCUAUGCAUUCUUUAUAUCUGUGAUGCGGUAAACAGGCAGCCAUGUUCACUAUGCCUUGUAUGUCUUACCUUUUUUUUAAUCUGUUAAAUACAGCUUAAAAUAUUUUUAUUUUAUUUAUUCUAUUUUUACUGAAAUAUACUGCAUUAUUGUGUUAA
Diceros bicornis minor is the source of this 6655-nucleotide messenger RNA. RefSeq names its product amyloid beta precursor protein binding family B member 2 (gene APBB2). The record is from RefSeq and is a predicted model, not a curated record. Gene Ontology annotation, molecular function: transcription factor binding; amyloid-beta binding. The transcript has 17 exons. Gene Ontology annotation, cellular component: nucleus; cytoplasm. NCBI's taxonomy places the organism in Eukaryota, Metazoa, Chordata, Mammalia, Perissodactyla, Rhinocerotidae. Bases 1408 to 3687 code for a protein of 759 amino acids. Gene Ontology annotation, biological process: regulation of DNA-templated transcription.